This is a messenger RNA of Coffea arabica (coffee), 2664 nucleotides long. RefSeq names its product disease resistance protein RPP8-like. The record is from RefSeq and is a predicted model, not a curated record. Gene Ontology annotation, biological process: defense response to other organism. NCBI's taxonomy places the organism in Eukaryota, Viridiplantae, Streptophyta, Magnoliopsida, Gentianales, Rubiaceae. Gene Ontology annotation, molecular function: ADP binding.
AUGGCUGACACUAUUAUCUCUCUUGUUAUUGAAAGAACUGUUGAUCUGCUGAUUAAAAAAUCUGUUUUCCUGAAAGAUGUUGGACGACAAGUUGAAAGAGUCCGAAAUGAUCUGGACUGGAUGCGGUGUUUCCUGAAAGAUGCAGAUCAAAGGCAAGAUGAAGAUGAAAGGAUUCACCACUGGGUUUCACAAAUCAGAGCUGCUGCCUAUGAUGCAGAGGAUGUCAUUGAGAUCUUUGCCGGCAAAAUUGAGUUCAUGAAAGAUAAGGGAUUUGUCCUGAAAUUGGCAUAUUAUCCCUGGCGGAUUGUGAGCCUCAACAAGAUAGGCAAAGAUAUUGAGUCCUUACAGAUGAGGCUCAAUGACAUAGCUGAUAGCCGUGAAAAAUACGGUAUAAAAAAUCUAGGAGAGCGAACGAAUACACAUGGAGAAGAGCUUCAACGGCUCCGACGAUCCUCUCCAAUUAGUGAGGACAUGGAUAUUGUGGGCUUCGAGAAGAUGGUAAAAUCCCUGGUGGCAGAACUCUUGAAAGAGGACAGAAACCGCCGUGUGGUUUCAAUCAUUGGCAUGGGAGGUGCUGGUAAGACAACUCUAGCCAAAAAAGUUUAUAACCAUGCUGAUGUCAGGACAAGAUUCAACUGCCGUGCUUGGGUCUGCGUCUCUUCAAGCUACGAUCACAAAAAGAUGCUGAGGGCAAUCAUAAAGCAAUUGAAUGAAAUGAGUAAAGAGCUACUUGAAGUGUUGGAAAAGAUGGAAGAGGAAGACUUGGAACGAAGGCUGUAUAAAGAUCUACAAGAUAAGUGUUAUCUUGUGGUACUUGAUGAUUUGUGGAAAGAAGAAGCGUGGGAUUGUCUUGCUAGAGCCUUUCCUGAUGUUAAUACAUCAAGUAGACUGCUACUUACAAGUCGCAAUCGGGAUGUUGCCCAACACGCAGAUGCUCUUAGCAAACCACAUGAGCUGAAAACUCUGGGGGAGGAAGACAGCUGGCAGUUGUUCCUCAGAAAGGCCUUAGACCAUGGAGCUAAUGUUGGGUGUCCUCGAGAUUUGGAAGAAGUAGGCAGAGAGAUUGUAAGGAGAUGUGCUGGUCUGCCACUGGCCAUCACAGUUGUUGGUGGGCUGCUACUGGGCAAGAAAAAGUUGAAGAGUGAAUGGGAGAAAAUUCUCAACAAUUUCAGCACACACCUAUCAAGAAGCCAGAGUGGGGUAUCAGCAAUUCUGGAAUUAAGUUAUGCAGACCUCCCUGCCAAUCUGAAAUUUUGCUUUUCGUAUUUGGGUUUGUUUCCAGAAGACCACGUGAUUUCUGUGCGCAAGUUGAUCCAAAUGUGGGUUGCAGAGGGAAUAAUCCAGAAAAGAGAUGCAAAAAAUUUGGAGGAAACUGCAGCAUAUGAUGUAGAACAACUUUGUAGCAGGAAUAUGGUCCAAGUGGCAGAAAUGACUGUUGAUGAGAGGAUUAAAAGCUGCAGAGUCCAUGAUUUGCUGCGAGAGCUUGCAAUCAGAAAGGCAGAUGAUGAAAAUUUUUUUCAGAUCAAUGACACCAGAGAUGAUGAAAUAUCAGCCGAAUCCAGGUACCUUGCUGUUCAUAGUCUCCCUCUGGAUAAAAAUUAUUUUGGGUCUUCGACCCCUCCUCUCCGGUCUCUGUUUUUUUUCAAUGUCCGCUAUCACAGGAAAAACAUUAGUCUUAUCUUCAAAAGUUUCAGAAAGCUGAGGAUACUAGACCUUGAGAAUGUUAUUAUGUACUUUAAUUUGCCAAAAGGAAUUGGUGAAGUCAGGCUUCUAAGGUACCUCAAUUUAAGAGGCACACACAUUAGAAGGCUCCCUCAUUCCGUCGGUUGCUUGCGAAACCUACAAACUCUUGACAUACGGAACUCUUACCCAGAGAGAGUUUAUCCAUUACGAGUGAAAGUUUCAAAUUUCAUUUGGAAGCUUGAAAGUUUACGGCAUCUAUAUGCCUAUGAUAUAAGCUGUGAUGUGCCUCUUAAGAUUGAAGGAUUGAGGAAUCUCCAGACUCUGUCAGGCAUACGCUUUGAGGACGUUAUGCACAAUAACAUGGUAACUCUGACAAGUCUUCAGAAACUGGGGAUUGUAGUGGAUGACAGGUCAGACAUAGACAAACUCUGCAGGCAUUUAUCUGAGGUUGGAAGUUUAAAGACGUUACAUCUUUAUUGUUAUAUAGAAAGAGAGCGUCCAUCUCUAGCUGGACUUUCUAGACUCCAUCAUGUGACAGAGCUUAAGCUAGUCGGGCUGGAUUUGAGAAUGCUGCCUCCUGAUUUCCCUCCAAAUCUCUCUCGCUUGUCUUUGAGAUCCAUGUAUCUCAUGGAUGACCCAAUGCCAGUACUGGAGAAGUUGGGACAGCUGUCGUUCCUAAAAAUGAAAGAUACAUAUGUUCGACCACAGCAUGUGGUCAUUUCUAGGCACGGGUUUCACCAAUUGAAAUUCCUUGAGCUCAACCGCCUAUUUCAUGUGCAUGAAAUAAAGGUGGAGGAAGGUGCAUUGCCACAGCUCCAGUGCCUGAGAAUCAGGGAGUGCCACAGAUUAGCAAAGUUGCUGGAAGAGCUGAAGCACAUAUCUACUCUUGAUACGCUUGAGCUUGUGGGGAUGCCAAAAGAUUUCAUCAGUGGGCUUGAUGCGGACCUGGUAUACAGCGUCCCAAACCUCAGAAUAUUUUGA